CCCCCUCCCCCCCCCUCAACCACAACCAAAAAAGGGUCGCAAAGUUGCAAGUUGGGAAUACCUCCUUGGGCCGUUCGUUACUGAAUUCCCUUUCCAUAGGAGGCAUCUCUCACCCCGGACCCCUAGUCAAUCUUUUUGUGUGUCACUCGUCCCUCACUUCUCUCACUCUCUUCUCUCUCUCGCUCUAUCCCCCACCACCCCCCUCCGAUCCGAACACCCCUCCAACUUCGUCAUUCCUCCCUCUCCUCUAUUCGCUCAUUUCGUCGCUCUCUACAAGUCUUCUUAUCCCAUAGACAAAGACAUAUAAGGUCCCUGGGCAACGCGCACUCCAUCGUCUCAGCUUCCCUUGUCUUUAGUUUAUCGUUCCCCAUUCGAGUUGUCAUUCCUUAAUCAGAACAACAACAUCAGCAACAGCAACAACAACUUCUUCGGGCCUACAACGCCCGCUCUCUCUUAGCAAACCACAACCGUCAUGUCGUUGUUCAAGCGUACCUUCAGGUCGCAAGACCCCAAUGUCCGCGUCGACAAGACGUCCAGGCUGAAGAAGUCAAGCUCGAUCCGGGAUCACCAGAAGCUAUCGAAAAUGCAGCAGUCCGUCAACGAGAAGCCCGCCAUGGCCCCACCAGCCGCCCCCGCGCCGCUGCCGACCAAGACGGGCAAGUCCGUGGCCCCUUCACCCAUCGUCACCUUGACCGUGGGACGCGAGGGUCGACUGUUUGCCGCUCACGAGGACGUCCUCUUCCAGUCGCCCUUCUUCGAGGCCGCCUGCCGAGGCCAGUUCUUCGAGUCGCAGAGCAAGAGAAUAUCCCUCCCCGACGAAGAACCCGAGAUCUUCUCCUCCGUCCUUGAGUACCUCUACAAGGGUGACUACUACCCCCGCCUCGUCCACAACAGGCACCGCAACUCUUGGGAGCUCGAGGACGCCGUCAGAGGAACUCCCCAAACUUCCCCCAACCCCGAAAACACCCCCCGAGGCGGCCGCGCAGCCGCCGUUCCCUCUACUCCCACAUCAACAACUACCGGUACCACCGCGAGUGAGGCAACAAUCUUUGUCUCGGGCUGCGGGCAACACAUCCUCCGCGACACCGUCAUCUACUGCGCUGCGGAGCGGUACGGGCUCGAGGAGCUCAAGCGCCUGGCUCUGCGUAAGCAGGGUCUCCAGUCCGGUAUUGAUAUCGGCACCAUCCUGCGCUCCGCCCAGUACGCCUACGCCCACACCCCCGACUCGGACUCCCGGCUGCGCGCUCACUACCUCGCCCUGAUCAUCAGAUGUCGCAAGACAUUCAAGAGGAGCGGAACCAUGCAAGCCGAGAUGGAGCGCGGCGGUAGCAAGCUCUUCUUUGACCUGUUCGUGGCCAUGUGCAACCACCUCGACGACGUUAUCGACCACAGCAACGCGCGAACACCCAAGACCGUCUGAGAGGUUUCGGUUGACUUUCUUGGUCUUGUUGGUUGAGUUGACUCUCGACCAGACACAGCCAGAAAACACAUGUACAAAAGCGAUCAUGGUACUGUCACGGCGUUCAACACGGUUGUUUUUCUUGUCAUUUUGGUCCUUUGCCUUCCGGAUUUGCAUCACAAGGAUAGGAGGUUGUCUUCUGAGAACUGCGAUCCCACGGAGGUCUGCUUUUCAUGCCGGCACGUCACUUUCUCCCCUCUCUCCCACACCAGAUUGGAAUCGUCACCAUUUGGGAGCUGUCUUUUCUUUCUGAAAACCCAUCUCCACUUCUCAUCGAGGUUGGCCGAAUAAACCUUUCUGGUGGAUUACCGGAGUCGAGGAGGACUAAUACCCCCCGCAAACGAGAUACACUCCUCCCGCUCUUCUUGCUUUCAACUCUCUCUUCCGCAUCAUCUGGACAAAGAUUCCCCCAAAUACAGGAUAUACCGGGCCCGGGCGGUUUUUCUCUAUCUCUCCAUUUUACCAAUCACUGGCGUCUACCCCCUUCUGAGCUCUAGUACUUUACUCCACGUUCACUCGUAGGUGGUAAGGGAACGGCUCAAACGGCUCAUCAGAGAGCGAAAAGAGGAGGAAGUCGAAACGGAGAAGAGACUUGUUACCUUUUGAUUUUACACAAAAACACAAAAUAACGACAAAAAAAAAGACACCAACCCCAGCACCAAGUUUGUUCCACUCUUCAACUACUCUGCUUACUUGGGAUCGACAAUUUACGGGGGACGGCGCAACUCCAACAACAACUCUCAUCUCUCCAUCGGGAACAACGGAUUUUGGGCGUUUACGGUAUUAGACAUACCGGGGCACAUCAGUUUGGUGCCAGCUACCAUAACAGAUUGUGUUUUUUGUCUUCUUUCCAUCAUUUUCUGAGAUUACGGAUGUCUUGAGGAUACGUACGGGAUGUGCCCGCCUCCGACUCCAGGGCAGGCCGAGGAAAAGAUCAUGUACAACUCUCAACAGCGCAACAAGGACCAGACUUUUGCGCUCUUAUUCUUCUUCUUCUGGCCUUGCCAAAUCAACAACUCAACAAUAACCAAAAAAAACGGAAAAUCUCCCAAGCAAACAAAGCAUGUCAAGACUGAACGACUUAACACACCACAUGCUUUCGGAUCUCAUUUGUCUCUGGGAAUUUUAGGAGGAUGCAACUCUUGUUUUUUCACGCGGUUUUCUGCAUUGGUUCCUGCUUUUGCGAUAUAGCCUAGGCGGAUUGGGAAUAUCAUCCCUAGUGGAUUGGUUCUCUUGGACCUGGCUUGAGCCCUCGUCAGGGCGUGGUAAUGAGAAAUUUCGGCCACCUCAUGGAUUGUUCUUCUUAUUCUAUGUGACUGUUUGCAUGUUUCCAAGUGACUAUAUGCCCUGUGUGAUUGGCUCUCUUGAUGUAUACCCGCAUGUUAAGUGACUCACGAG
Molecule: messenger RNA, 2857 nt
Organism: Colletotrichum scovillei
Lineage: Eukaryota; Fungi; Ascomycota; Sordariomycetes; Glomerellales; Glomerellaceae
Exons: 1
Coding region: 473-1420 (315 amino acids)
Molecular function (GO): protein binding
Source: RefSeq, a predicted model, not a curated record